Micropterus salmoides (largemouth bass) is the source of this 5112-nucleotide messenger RNA. Its product is annotated as EF-hand calcium-binding domain-containing protein 6-like. Bases 1 to 4794 code for a protein of 1597 amino acids. Lineage: Eukaryota; Metazoa; Chordata; Actinopteri; Centrarchiformes; Centrarchidae. The record is from RefSeq and is a predicted model, not a curated record. Gene Ontology annotation, cellular component: nucleoplasm. The transcript is spliced from 32 exons. Gene Ontology annotation, molecular function: calcium ion binding.
AUGGCCAAGCUGCUGCCACUUCACCCUGGACUGAGACAGCUGGUCAUCGGUUUGCGGCCCCACACGGCUCCCAGCACUACCACACACUCCUCCACAGGCAGACAGAAGGGUGGGGCAUCCAGGCAGACAGGGAUCCACACAGAUGGAGCCCACGCAGUGACCUACCACCGCCUCACCCUGGAGCAGGUGGAGCCUCUGAUCCGCGGCAGACUGACGAGCAUCAAGUCAGCUUUAAUGGCAGUGGACCCUGAUGGGACAGGGCUGGUGAGCAAAGAAGAGUUCAGACGAGUCCUGGAAAGCCAGCUGUCUGUCAGCCAGAACCAGCUUGACACUGUGCUCAACCAGGUGAGAGGGACAUUCACUUUCCUCUCUUUCCACACAGAGAUCAGAGGUCAAGUAAUCCAACUGGCUGAAGAUCCCAAACAGAUCCAGAACAUACAGGAGGGAUUGAGUAUCCCAUUUGGCCUGGGAUUGCCGUGGAAUCCCCCAGGAGAGGCUGGGCCACAAUCACCCAUAGCUGAGUUGCACAGGGAGUGUGAUGGCUCCUGUGUGAAGCCCGAAAAGCAGUUCUGGUGUGCCCCGUUCUACAGAACAGCACCUAGUGUAUUCCCUGAACAGACUCAUCCUGAAAAUUACUGCUCAACCCACCUGACGCCAGCCAGCCGCUUCACCACGCUGCUCUUCCUGUCUCCACAGAGACACCGUUAUUAUGAGGCAUUAGCACAGACUCUGGUGUGUGAGCGCAGCAGUGAAGCAGUGGACUACAUGCAGUUUCUGAGGCUCUUCAGACGAGCUUCCAUGGCCCACAGAGACUGCAGCAGUGUGAGGCGUGGUCCACAGAGCACUUCCAUGUCCCUGUUGGAGAUACAGAAGCAUCUUAAAGAUAAGAUCGGAGGCAACCUGAGGACCGUGAUCAGAGUGUUUCACCUGUUUGACUACAACCGAGAAGGACACAUCCAGCAGCACGAGUUCCGCCGCAUCCUGGAUAAUUACUGCAUCCACCUGACAGACAAGGAGUUUCAGAGGUUGUGGAAUCACUACAGUCCCAAUAACAAGUCCACCAUUUCCUACGAACUCUUCCUGGACAAGCUAGGCUUUGGAAAUAGCCAUAGCAUCAAGAUUGCUCCAGUCUGCACUAAGCUAGAGAUGUCCAGCCGAGGGACAACUCCACCUGAGAAAGUCAAACACAGGAAGCAGAGACCAGAAUCAGUUUCCAGCUCGUGUGAUGCCCCAUCAGCUCUGCCACACAGGAAGCUGCAGACUCUUUUCUACGACAAGAUGUGUAUGAACUGUACCCCGGUGUGGCAAGCGCUGCAGGCCUUUGACACCACCCGCUCUGGCCUAGUAAAACAGGAUGUCCUCAGGGCAGUUCUCAGCAGCUUUAUAUUUCCCAUGAACCCGCACUCCUUCCAGAAGCUGACCAGCUGCUAUGGUGUUAGAGCAACAGGGCCAGUGAGGUGGAAACACUUCUUGGGUCACUUCAUGAGUUUGGUCAAACAAGACGGCAACACAAAUCUUCACACCAACAGGGCCUUUGAGCAGCCUGCAAAAGAUGAAGACAACAUGGAUUUCCAGGACAUUUACCAUCGACUGAAAGAGAUCUUCCAUCUGCUGGACACGAAGGAAGUAGGUUUUAUCACUCGAGCAGACCUGCUGCAUUUACUGGAGAGACCAGGUGGGACCUGGCCCCGAAAAACCAAGCCUCGCCUUCAACGGUCACAGAUCCCAGAGUUGCUCAAUGCCCUGGACCCAAAACACACUGGGGUCAUCCAGCUGGCAAGCCUGGAGAGACUCAACCCCAGCAUCACCUCUGCUCCCACCGGCAACACAGGACCACCACACUCCCCUACUAACACAGCCGGGCCCCUGGAAGUCCUGGAGGAGACUGAAGACACUGCUGAAGAGCAAAAAACACCAGAUGAGAGGCAGACCACGCAGUGUGCUGAUAAAGUGUAUGUGACAUCUGCUUCAUGGAGAACAGUGGAGAAUGUAUCGCUGGGCAAGCUGUGUGACCCUCAGCACAUUACACAGGAAGAUCUGAGGAAGGCCAUAAGCUGCAAUGGCAUGUCUGUCUCAGACACACACUUUAACAAGCCAAGCACAUCACCUCAGACGACCCUUCAGUCAGUCAGUGGACAGCAGUCUCCCUCAGGCCUGCAGGUUGCUCCAGAGACCUGCACCAUCCUGGACAAUGUUUUCCAGAGGAUGAGAUCGAGGUUAGAGCAACGCCACAGCAGCCUGACUGACUGCAUCCAGGCCGUCACGCACAGCUCUGAUGGGACACUGUCAGAGACAGAUGUAUGGAAGAUACUAGAGGACAGCUGGGUCAUCUUAGACGAUACAAAUUUCAACAAGUUCACUAAACUGCUGGGCUGCAGGGAUGGACGGAUUGAGUGCUCACUGUUCCUGGCAAAGUAUGAGGAGGCCACAGUCAGAGACAGAGAGCAGGGCUCUGAGGGUCAUGGUGAGAAAGCUGAGGUUGAUCCCCUGCUAUCUUGUGCUGAGCAGUGCCUGGCUGCUAUGAAGACCAGGAUCAAGAUCAUUCAUGGGGACAACCUGACAGCGUUCUGCCUGAUGGACAGGAAACAUAAAGGCGUGGUCGACUGCCAUGAUUUCAAAAGGCUGUACAACAGCCUGAGAUUUUUCUGCAGGGAUGGAGAGUACCAGCGGCUGCUGGAUCUGAUUGGCCUUCAUCCCGGUGGCAACCUCAACUACGCAGAAUUUGUUGAUGUUGUUGAAAAUCAUGGCAAACGCAAACAAGGGACACAAAGAGCGAGUUUACAAGAGCAGCUCCAUGAACUCCUGGCCUGUGAAGCACGCUACAAGUGGGCAGACAUGUCUAAGGUGCUGUGCCAGUUUGACACUGAUAGUCAGGGUUGGAUCCACAAAAAUAGCUUGAGGGAAUUUCUCUUCACCUAUGCUCUUCCCAUGAGGUCUGACGAGUUUGACCAGCUUUGGUUGAGGUAUGACCCAGAGCAGCGGGGCAGUGUAGCGGUUUGUGACUUCCUAGAAAAACUGGGGAUUUAUCAUGAAGGGGAACUCAGGUCUCUGAGCCAGAGGCUAAAGCGAACUGUUGCCCAACCUGACAGACAUGUUUCCUCUGAUGCUGCCUCGCUGGAAUGUAUAGAACAGACUCUGCAGGAGAACUAUGAAGGGUUGAGCGACUGCCUGGCUCACCUGGAGACGAGGAGCGAUGGUACAGUGACAGUGGAGGAGCUGCUGGGCCUGUUACAGACCUACAGCUGCUCCGUCCAGAGAGAGCAGCUUGUAAAUCACUUGCGCAGGCUCAACGUUUCCAUGGAUGAUAAUGGCAAGAGGCUAUCUUACAUGGAUUUCCUGUCUGCAUUUGACCAUAAAGCAGAGAAAUGUGAGCCUCCUCCUGUUUCCCCUGAUGCUGUGUGUCAGAUAGAGUCUUUGUCGGGCCUCAGUCCAAGCGUGGCUGUGGCCAGGAUGCGAGAACUAGUAACUGUUUCAGCACCCCAUCUGUAUAAGGCAUUCUUGGCCUUUGACCUGAGCGGCAAAGGGAUGGUCAAAGCUCUGGAAUUUCGUCAGGUGCUGGAGAACUUUUGUGCCCACCUAUCAGACAAACAAUACAAAUACAUGCUGACCAAACUUGAGCUGGACUGUGAGAACUGCACUGUUAACUGGAAGGAUUUCCUCCGCAAGUUUCAGUCACAGAGCCCGGUGAUAUCAGCAGAGAGGUCCGUGAGUGUGACCUGGGAGAAAGGGACUAACACCAGAUCCCCUAUCCAGACGAAGACCUCCGAAAUCACAGAGCAUCUGCAGGAGAUCCAGGAAGUUGUCUCAGGUCAUUCAUACGAAAUCACCAAAGAGCUGAUGAAUUUGGACCCCUCCAACAGCACUACAAUCUCAAAAGAGCAGUUCAGAAAGCUUUGUGAUCACCACUGCUUGACACUCACAAAUGACCAGUUUGAGUGUGUGUGGAGUCAGAUGCCAGUGAAUGAGCAGAAGAAGCUGCAAUGCAGAAAGUUUCUCUGGCACUUUGGCGCUUUGGGCAGGACCCCCCACACAAAGGUAGGGGGUACCACCAGCAACGUCCCAUCGCCUUCCCCUGAGCCUGGAGAAACAGUCUCAGCAACAAUAUCUUGUUGCCCAGAGACCGCAGGUGCCAUUCUGCAACGCACUAAGUCCGCCCCCCAGUGCACCUCCAGGCAUCCUGCCUCAGUGGGGAGACCGGGAACAGGAAGCCCGCUGGGCAGCAUAGAGAGGAGGCUGCGUGGGGUGGUGCAGCGCUGCUGGAAGGAGAUCCAGAGGAGCUGUACCAAGGAAGAUCCACAACAACAGGGACACAUCAGCACUACCUCCUUCCUGGAGAUCCUCCAGUCUCUCAGCAUCAAUAUAACUCGGGAGCAGUUUGAACAUCUGGCUGCGAACUUUGACAUCACGAAUAAUGACUGUGUUAUAUAUCACAACUUCCUUCAUCACUUCGUCCUGAACCUAAAACCAGCAGAGGCUUGGAGGCCAUUUGGUCGACAUAAACUCCCUCUUCCUACAACAACGACGAGCCAGGGUGUUCUGAGCAAAGACUGUGUGGAGGUCAUGCUAAGGAUCUAUGAUGUGGUUCGCUCCACCUGGACCUCCGUCAGACGCUGCUUCCUGAUGUUUGACCGCACACGCACAGGAAUCGUCUCCGUGCAGGACUUCAGGAAGGUGCUGCGCCAUUUCAGCUUGAAUCUGUCGGAGGAGGAGUUCUUCCACCUCUGCUCUUAUUUUGAUGCCAACUCCACAGGGAAGAUCUACUACAACAACUUCCUUCGGCCAUUUCUUCACUGACCUUCAUUAACGUGGCUAUAGCUGCUUCAGCAAAAAUGGACAACUGGGCAAAAUGUUCUAGCUUCAGCUUUCGGCUUUAGUGUUAAGCUUUUUUGUAAUUUAAUUCAUUGUUUAAUUCAAAACGCUAUAAAAAGCAAAAUGGUGGCCUUUGCUUUUUUACCUAGUCUGAAAUCCCCUGCAAACUGAGCGUAACAUUAAAUACUCAUUACUAACUAACAGCCCGGCAUCCUUCUAAAUUAUGUUCCAUGUUGGGAAUUCAGCACCUCAGCGUUCCGUUUUUUUGCAAUUAACCAAAUUCCGAUAAAGGUUCAGUGGUGU